AAGAGUGAGGCUCUCAGGAACCGUUCGUCAAGAUGUACGACGCGGACGAAGAUAUGCAAUAUGAUGAGGAUGAUGAUGAAAUCACCCCAGAUUUAUGGCAAGAAGCUUGCUGGAUCGUAAUCAGUUCUUAUUUUGAUGAGAAAGGGUUGGUCAGACAACAGCUGGAUUCUUUUGAUGAAUUUAUUCAAAUGUCUGUUCAAAGAAUUGUGGAAGAUGCUCCACCUAUAGACCUACAGGCUGAAGCUCAGCAUGCCAGUGGAGAAGUUGAAGAACCGCCAAGAUACUUGCUGAAGUUUGAACAAAUUUAUCUUUCCAAGCCGACCCAUUGGGAAAGAGAUGGUGCUCCCUCGCCAAUGAUGCCAAAUGAAGCCAGACUUAGAAAUCUCACGUAUUCUGCUCCACUUUAUGUCGACAUAACAAAGACAGUCAUUAAAGAAGGUGAAGAACAACUUCACACUCAACAUCAGAAAACCUUUAUAGGAAAAAUUCCAAUUAUGUUACGUUCAACUUACUGCCUGUUGAAUGGCUUAACAGAUCGUGAUCUUUGUGAGUUAAAUGAGUGCCCUUUGGAUCCUGGUGGCUAUUUCAUUAUUAAUGGAUCUGAAAAGGUUCUGAUUGCUCAAGAAAAAAUGGCAACAAACACGGUUUAUGUGUUUGCCAAAAAGGAUUCUAAGUAUGCCUACACUGGAGAGUGUAGAUCCUGUCUGGAGAAUUCUUCCCGGCCCACCAGUACUAUAUGGGUUAGCAUGCUGGCGAGAGGAGGACAGGGUGCAAAAAAGAGUGCGAUUGGUCAGCGCAUUGUGGCAACUCUACCAUAUAUCAAGCAGGAAGUUCCUAUCAUUAUUGUGUUCAGAGCAUUAGGUUUUGUGUCUGACAGAGACAUUUUGGAACAUAUUAUUUAUGAUUUUGAAGAUCCAGAGAUGAUGGAAAUGGUCAAACCUUCUCUCGAUGAAGCUUUUGUCAUUCAAGAACAGAAUGUUGCUCUAAAUUUUAUUGGCUCAAGAGGUGCGAAGCCAGGUGUUACUAAGGAGAAAAGAAUUAAGUACGCAAAAGAAGUCUUACAAAAGGAAAUGCUCCCUCACGUUGGUGUCAGUGAUUUUUGUGAGACUAAAAAAGCCUAUUUCUUGGGGUAUAUGGUACAUAGGUUACUUCUAGCAGCUUUGGGUAGAAGAGAACUGGAUGACCGAGAUCACUAUGGAAAUAAAAGAUUGGAUCUUGCUGGGCCACUGCUUGCAUUCUUAUUUAGAGGUAUGUUUAAGAAUUUGCUUAAAGAAGUGCGCAUCUAUGCCCAGAAGUUCAUUGAUCGAGGAAAGGAUUUUAACUUGGAAUUGGCAAUUAAAACAAGAAUUAUAUCUGAUGGCCUCAAAUACUCUUUAGCUACUGGAAACUGGGGUGAUCAGAAAAAAGCUCAUCAAGCCAGAGCUGGAGUAUCUCAGGUGUUGAAUCGCCUAACUUUUGCAUCUACUCUUUCUCACCUGCGUCGUUUAAAUUCUCCUAUUGGUAGAGAUGGCAAGCUAGCAAAACCACGACAGCUACAUAAUACAUUAUGGGGAAUGGUGUGUCCUGCUGAGACCCCAGAGGGUCAUGCUGUAGGACUUGUGAAGAAUUUGGCUUUGAUGGCUUAUAUUUCAGUUGGAUCUCAACCAUCUCCGAUUCUGGAAUUUUUAGAAGAAUGGAGUAUGGAAAAUUUAGAGGAAAUUUCUCCUGCAGCUAUUGCUGAUGCAACCAAGAUUUUUGUCAAUGGCUGCUGGGUUGGUAUACAUAAAGAUCCUGAACAGCUUAUGAAUACACUAAGAAAAUUGCGUCGCCAGAUGGACAUCAUCGUAUCUGAAGUUUCUAUGAUCAGAGAUAUUCGAGAAAGGGAGAUUCGUAUCUAUACAGAUGCAGGCCGUAUUUGCAGACCACUUCUGAUCGUGGAAAAACAAAAGCUACUUUUGAAGAAGAGGCAUAUUGACCAGUUGAAAGAGAGAGAAUAUAAUAACUACAGUUGGCAGGAUCUUGUGGCCAGUGGAGUAGUAGAAUACAUUGAUACCCUUGAAGAAGAAACCGUGAUGCUUGCGAUGACUCCAGAUGAUUUACAGGAGAAAGAAGUUGCUUAUUGUUCCACAUACACACAUUGUGAGAUUCAUCCUUCAAUGAUCCUCGGUGUCUGUGCAUCUAUUAUUCCCUUCCCUGAUCAUAACCAGUCUCCUAGAAACACAUACCAGUCUGCUAUGGGUAAACAGGCUAUGGGCGUUUAUAUCACCAAUUUCCAUGUUCGUAUGGAUACAUUGGCCCAUGUUCUCUAUUAUCCUCAAAAACCACUUGUGACAACACGGUCUAUGGAAUAUCUACGAUUCAGAGAGCUGCCAGCAGGUAUCAACUCAAUUGUGGCUAUUGCAUCAUACACUGGAUAUAAUCAGGAAGACUCUGUUAUCAUGAACCGCUCAGCUGUAGACCGAGGCUUUUUCAGGUCUGUUUUUUACCGGUCUUAUAAAGAACAGGAGUCUAAAAAAGGAUUUGAUCAAGAAGAAGUUUUUGAGAAGCCUACACGUGAAACAUGCCAGGGUAUGAGGCAUGCCAUUUAUGACAAGCUAGAUGAUGAUGGUCUGAUAGCUCCUGGGGUUCGUGUGUCAGGAGAUGAUGUGAUCAUUGGCAAAACAGUCACCUUACCUGAAAAUGAGGAUGAACUGGAGAGUACGAAUAGACGCUACACGAAGAGGGAUUGUAGCACUUUCCUCAGAACUAGUGAGACGGGUAUUGUGGAUCAGGUGAUGGUAACUCUCAACCAGGAAGGAUAUAAAUUUUGUAAAAUAAGGGUUCGCUCUGUUAGAAUUCCUCAAAUUGGGGACAAAUUCGCUAGUCGACAUGGUCAGAAGGGGACUUGUGGUAUUCAGUAUAGACAAGAGGACAUGCCUUUUACAUGUGAGGGUAUCACCCCUGACAUCAUCAUAAAUCCCCAUGCCAUCCCCUCUCGUAUGACUAUUGGUCACUUGAUUGAAUGCCUGCAAGGAAAGGUAUCUGCUAAUAAGGGUGAAAUUGGUGAUGCCACUCCAUUUAAUGAUGCUGUCAAUGUGCAGAAGAUCUCUAACCUUUUAUCUGAAUAUGGCUACCAUCUCAGAGGAAAUGAGGUCCUGUAUAAUGGAUUCACUGGUCGAAAAAUCACAUCACAAAUUUUUAUUGGCCCCACUUAUUACCAGCGUUUGAAGCAUAUGGUAGAUGAUAAGAUUCAUUCUCGUGCUAGAGGACCUAUUCAGAUCCUUAAUAGACAGCCCAUGGAAGGUAGAUCUCGAGAUGGUGGCUUACGUUUUGGAGAAAUGGAACGAGACUGUCAGAUUGCUCAUGGAGCAGCCCAGUUUUUAAGAGAACGAUUAUUUGAGGCUUCAGAUCCCUAUCAGGUUCAUGUUUGCAAUCUUUGUGGAAUAAUGGCCAUUGCUAACACCAGGACCCACACGUAUGAAUGUAGAGGCUGCCGUAAUAAAACCCAGAUUUCCUUGGUUCGAAUGCCUUAUGCGUGCAAACUGUUAUUUCAGGAACUUAUGUCUAUGAGUAUUGCACCUCGAAUGAUGAGUGUUUAGUAGGUCUUUUUU
Molecule: messenger RNA, 3569 nt
Organism: Elephantulus edwardii (Cape elephant shrew)
Lineage: Eukaryota; Metazoa; Chordata; Mammalia; Macroscelidea; Macroscelididae
Gene: POLR2B
Product: polymerase (RNA) II (DNA directed) polypeptide B, 140kDa
Exons: 25
Coding region: 33-3557 (1174 amino acids)
Biological process (GO): DNA-templated transcription
Cellular component (GO): RNA polymerase II, core complex
Molecular function (GO): ribonucleoside binding; DNA binding; DNA-directed RNA polymerase activity
Source: RefSeq, a predicted model, not a curated record